UAGUAACUAGCACCAUGAAAAUAUGGAUUGCACUACACAUAUUUGUUGCGUAUACAACAAUAACUAAAGGAGACGCUCCAUUUCAACCACGUGAGAAAUCAGUGCCUUUUAUUGUUUAUUUUUUAUCACGUUAUCGAGGCAUUUGCGUUGGUACUCUGGUGUCAAGAACUGCUGUUUUAACAGCAGCGGUUUGCGUUACCCAUCCGCUAACAGUUACCAAGGACACGAGGCCCAUUAACGUGGUUGCUACUACGUUCUAUCGACAUCCAAGACGAGGAAUAAGAAUACAAGUUACCAAGAUUAUCAUACCAAAAUGGGUCAACGUAACAUCGAAUCGUGGUUAUUUGAUGCAAAGUUCACCAGCACUUAUGUUACUGAAGCAAACGGUGCCGGACAUCAUAGCCGAGGUACCAAUGCGAGGCAUCCCCGUUGACUUCGAAAACGAAAGCUUUACUCUCCACGACGAAUGCGCUAUGAUCGGAUGGCAUUUCUUCUACAAAGGAGAUGUAAUAUAUCAAAAGAAGAAAUUUCUCCUACAAAGGAAUAUGCGUGUGCAAUUUCUGAAUAUUGCUAAAAGACGUUUAUGGUGUGACCCGUUGUCAGUGAGAUUUCACGCAGCACUUGUAAAUCUCGGCUUCAUUGGUUAUUCAGAUGAAAGCGCAGCAAUAUGUAUUAGAGAUGCAGAAAGAACUGCCCAACCGUGUCACGGUAUGUAUGGAUCGCCGUUGAUCUGCCACGGCGCUUUGGUUGGAAUGAUGAUGGCACCGGACGCUCAGUGGUCUAACUGCACGGGCUUUAGCAACCUGAUACACGUAUUCAAGAGUAAAUCACUUAUCUCUUACAUGAAAUGCGUUCAAAGCCUUUUCGUUCCUGAAUUCGUCAUGGAUUGGGACACCAUGAAGAAAUCAUUCCACGAAGAAGUGAAGGAUGAAUACGAUUAUGUUACAGAACUAUAUGAUGGACUAUUAGAAAACUCGGGCAGCACAGAAGAGAAGUGAAGUCAUAGAUUUAA
This is a messenger RNA of Papilio machaon (common yellow swallowtail), 1012 nucleotides long. RefSeq lists its product as uncharacterized. The transcript has 8 exons. NCBI's taxonomy places the organism in Eukaryota, Metazoa, Arthropoda, Insecta, Lepidoptera, Papilionidae. Gene Ontology annotation, molecular function: serine-type endopeptidase activity. Bases 15 to 998 code for a protein of 327 amino acids. Gene Ontology annotation, biological process: proteolysis. The record is from RefSeq and is a predicted model, not a curated record.